UAAUUUCUCCCUUGAUAAAUAGUCGUUUGUUUCCGAAAACGAAUCACUACUGGUUCAUCCGGGGUUUCCCGCGUCACUGCAUAUUCGGGGAGGUCGCCAUACUUCUCUUUGUCUGUGUAAAAUAAGACCUGUCAAGAUGGAGAACCCUGAAACAAUUGGAAUGAGACGGCCGUUCGAUCCUGUGGCACAUGAGUUGGAUGCUAGUUUCCGACUCACCAAGUUUGCUGACCUAAAGGGAUGAGGGUGUAAAGUCCCUCAAGAAGUUCUUGAUAAACUUCUCGAGGGACUACAACAGGACAGCAAUGCCCAGGAGUCGGAGCAGUCUCAUUUCCAGUACAUGGCUGAAACUCCCCGAAUGGGUAUUGGUAUGGAUGCAUCAGUCACACCAUUACGUCAUGGAGGUCUCUCAUUGGUUCAGACGACAGAUUUCUUCUAUCCUUUGGUUGAUGACCCUUAUAUGAUGGGUAAAAUUGCUUGUGCUAAUGUUUUGAGUGAUCUGUAUGCUAUGGGUGUGACAGAUUGUGACAACAUGUUGAUGUUGCUUGGUGUCAGUAAUAAAAUGACCGAGAAAGAACGAGACAUUGUUGUUCCCAUGAUGCUGAGGGGAUUUAAAGACCAUGCUGAAGAAGGAGGAAGUUCUGUUACUGGUGGUCAAACAGUCAUUAACCCAUGGUUAACUAUUGGUGGGGUAGCUACCACAGUGUCACAACCAAAUGAAUUUAUUAUGCCAGAUAACGCUGUAGUUGGUGAUGUGUUGGUAUUAACAAAACCUUUAGGAACACAAGUAGCUGUAAAUGCUUACCAAUGGUUAGACCAACCCGAGAGAUGGAACAGAAUUAAACUGGUUGUAUCAGAUGAUGAUGUAAGGAAAGCAUACCAAAGAGCUAUGUUUAGUAUGGCUAGGCUUAAUAGAACAGGUGCUAGACUUAUGCAUAAAUACAAUGCUCAUGGAGCCACAGACGUUACAGGAUUUGGAUUGUUAGGACAUGCUAAAAACCUUGCUAAGAUUCAGAAGAACGAAGUGAGCUUUGUCAUCCAUAAUUUGCCCAUUAUAGCAAAAAUGGCUUCAAUAAGUAAAGCCUGUGGAAACAUGUUUGGAUUGCUACAAGGACAUUCUGCAGAAACAUCAGGAGGUUUAUUAAUGGCAUUACCAAGGGAACAAGCAGCAGCAUUCUGUAAAGACAUUGAAAAACAAGAAGGUUAUCAAUCGUGGAUUAUAGGUAUUGUAGAGAAAGGAAACCGAACAGCCAGAAUUAUAGACAAACCAAGAGUGAUAGAAGUUCCAGCUAAAGACCGAGACGGAGAGCUCUGGUAGCCAAUGAACACAUGCAAUAAUUCUCAUCAUACUUUCUACAUCAUAUUUACAUGUCUGAACUGAGCAAAUUUGAUUGAAUUUUGUCAUCUCAUUUUCAUCUUUUAAUCAUACUUCAUUGUUAAAUUUUUAUUUUUAAUUCAAGAUGCUAAAAAAAGAAGCAGAGUUGUCUGUCCUGACUCACUAUUGCUUUAUACAUUGUAUCUGUGUAUUAUGUGGUUCACCUGUGUAUGAAGUGGAUUUUAGCAACAUAUAACAAUAUGAGUAAAUCCAUGGAUGUAGCAGUGUUGUCACAUUGUGUACAGAUACAAAGAUGCACCUUUAUUAUGUUAUUUGGACAAUUUUGACAUUUUCUUGGUUCUAGAAUAAAACUUAAUUUUAAUUUCAUAUAGAACUAAUUUCUCUUUGUUGGUCAAACAAAUUAAAUGUAUAUCAUGACUGUCAAUUUGUUUUCUCCUGAAAAUUAUGAAAUUAAGUUAGACCUCAUGAACUAUUGUAUUACUGCUGUUUAGGCAGAAAUAUAAAAAUUCAAUUAAAUUUUAACAAAAUAAUCAUGAUUGUGUUGAUUAGGCUGAUACAUUGAAAUCAUGAAAUUUGUGAUCAUUGUCCAAAAUAAAAUGAAGAAAUCAAUGUCAUUAAAAUAUACAAUGUUAAAAA
Messenger RNA from Mytilus trossulus (common blue mussel), 1969 nucleotides. Its product is annotated as inactive selenide, water dikinase-like protein. NCBI's taxonomy places the organism in Eukaryota, Metazoa, Mollusca, Bivalvia, Mytilida, Mytilidae. Gene Ontology annotation, biological process: L-selenocysteine biosynthetic process. Gene Ontology annotation, molecular function: ATP binding; selenide, water dikinase activity. The transcript is spliced from 8 exons. The coding region runs from base 338 to 1315 and encodes 325 amino acids. Gene Ontology annotation, cellular component: cytoplasm. The record is from RefSeq and is a predicted model, not a curated record.